CAUGACCCUGCGCGGUCCUCAUUGGGUGAGGGAAGAACCACGGGAACAAGAGCCUGCGUAGGUCAAAAUACGUCAUCACGUACAAAUCCAGCACUGUCCUUGAAGCCACAACACAGACAAGAUGGUUGCAUACUGGAGACAGGCAGGCAUAAGCUACAUCCGCUUCUCAGCCAUCUGCGCCAGCGCAGUGCGCGCUGCGCUGAAGCCGCAGAUCAGGGACGAAGCUAUGAAGGUCGCAGAAGCCAGCGUCAAAGUCCUCAAAGCCAAAGUUGUAGCAUAGCGAUGUGACACUAUGAUGUAGUUAACUUUUCUGGAGUUGUGAGUGAGGUCCUGUCACUAUCCUGUGCACCACCGAGAAUGGGGGGAAAAAAAGAUGGAUGUUACCAAGAUGACUUGUUGGAGCGGGGACCCGAAUGAAACUACAGUUUCCCUUUUAUUUGUAAUUAAAAUGGUAUUAAAGAUCAAUAUCUGAAAUGCA
Pleuronectes platessa (European plaice) is the source of this 478-nucleotide messenger RNA. RefSeq names its product ATP synthase F1 subunit epsilon (gene atp5f1e). Gene Ontology annotation, biological process: proton motive force-driven mitochondrial ATP synthesis. The transcript is spliced from 3 exons. Bases 122 to 280 code for a protein of 52 amino acids. NCBI's taxonomy places the organism in Eukaryota, Metazoa, Chordata, Actinopteri, Pleuronectiformes, Pleuronectidae. The record is from RefSeq and is a predicted model, not a curated record. Gene Ontology annotation, molecular function: proton-transporting ATP synthase activity, rotational mechanism. Gene Ontology annotation, cellular component: mitochondrial inner membrane.